UGAGCGGCCCGGGCCCUUGUCCCGCCGCGCCGCCCUGCAACACAUGAAGAGAAACCUGGACAUCUACGAGGAGCAGGCUGCCCGGGCCGCUCAGCAGGGUGCCCAGAUCCUCGUAUUUCCAGAAGAUGGUAUUUAUGGAUUCAACUUCACCCGUUCAUCAAUCUAUAGCUACCUAGAAACCAUUCCUGACCCCCAGCAGGAGAGCUGGAACCCCUGCACAGAACCGGACAAACACAGCAACACUGAGGUUCUCCAGAGGUUGAGUUGUAUGGCCCGUCGUUAUAAUCUCUACUUGGUGGCCAACAUGGGUGACCUGCAGCCCUGCUCCCAGAAGACUGACCCCUCCUGUCCCUCUGAUGGACGCUGGCAAUUCAACACCAACGUGGCUUUCAGCUCAGAUGGCCUGCUGGUGGCCCGUUACCACAAGUACAAUCUUUUCGUUGGCGAGUUGGAGGCCUUUAACACUCCACCACAACCUGAGAUCAUAACAUUUAAUACACCUUUUGCUGGGAGGUUCGGCCUCCUGAUCUGCUUUGACAUACUCUUCUAUGAGCCCACAGUCACCCUAGUGGAGAAGGGUGUACGUCAGCUGAUCUACCCCACAGCAUGGUACAACACGCUCCCUCUUCUGGACUCCAUCCAGUUCCAGCGGGCAUUCAGCUUGGGUGCCAAUGUCACCCUGCUAGCAGCCAACAUCCGUAACAACCAAAUGAUCAUGACAGGAAGUGGCAUCUACACCCCUUUUUCUGCCACCUAUCACCACGCCCAGCAAGGAGACCCAGAAGAGGGCAGGUUGCUUGUGGCCAGGGUGCCGGUCUUAUGCCCGCUGUGGGUGGAGCAGGGUGCUGUCAAAGAGAGCUCUUCUACUCCACCUGCAACUGCUUCUUCAGUCCCUUCCUCCUCCACCACCUUCAUCGCACCCAUGCUGUACGAUCCAUAUACAUUCGUGCUCCUAAACGAGACAGAAGGUGACGUGGAGGUGUGUAAUGGCAGCUUUUGCUGUCACCUGCAGUACCAGCGGUUAACACAGAGCAGCAGUAAAGAGCUCUACGCUUUGGGAGCAUUUGCUGGAACACACACUUUUGACGGAUGCUUCGCCCUGCAGGUAUGUGCACUAGUCCGCUGUGCACAGUUGGAUUUCACUACCUGUGGACAGGCGGUAGAAGAGGCUGAGACUAAAAUGGACUUCAUGUUGGAAGGGAAGUUUAGGACCAGAUAUGUCUAUCCAUCAGUUUUGGCCAGCAAUCAUGUCCUGGAGGAGCCAGAGUACCUGGAAUUUGCUGCAGAUGGCAGAGUGAUCAUGAAACACUCAAACAUGAGUAGUGGGCUGGUCACUGCCUGUCUGUACGGACGAAUGUAUCACCUGGACUAUGAUGAAUGUAUUGCUUUGGAAUAGAUGUGUGUGUCAGAGAGAAAAAUAUCAAACACAUCUAAAAAACAAAUGUUCUGACCAAGAUUGAUCAAAACAAUUCAGCAGUUACACAUUUGUCUUCUGUUAUUAUACAUGCAGCAAUAAAUCAAAAACAAAUAUCUUUA
Molecule: messenger RNA, 1536 nt
Organism: Larimichthys crocea (large yellow croaker)
Lineage: Eukaryota; Metazoa; Chordata; Actinopteri; Sciaenidae
Product: biotinidase
Exons: 7
Coding region: 44-1396 (450 amino acids)
Molecular function (GO): hydrolase activity, acting on carbon-nitrogen (but not peptide) bonds, in linear amides
Source: RefSeq, a predicted model, not a curated record